Megalopta genalis is the source of this 1334-nucleotide messenger RNA. Its product is annotated as zinc finger CCHC domain-containing protein 24. Lineage: Eukaryota; Metazoa; Arthropoda; Insecta; Hymenoptera; Halictidae. The record is from RefSeq and is a predicted model, not a curated record. Gene Ontology annotation, molecular function: zinc ion binding; nucleic acid binding.
GUGUCUUUCCCGCGGCCGUCCGCGACGCGCUAGCGCGUCGUCUCUCUCGAUUCCGAGGAUCGUCCCCAGUGGAAGCGAAGCCGUCCGAACCGACGCGACCCGCCGGGAAGCUUGGUCCGCGCGCUCUCUCGUCGGCCUCGAGGAUACGCGGAUGUUUCGCAGGAAGAGCCGCGAAAGGGAUGAGUCGACGUCGCGAUCGGUGAGAGUGAUCGAGAGCCGUUCGCUCCGAGAAUCCGAUGAUAGCCCGCGAACCUAAAGGCAUGGCUGCCUGUCAUCCGAGGCAAGUGGUCCAGCACUUGCGGCUGCAGGAGCCGGGUCAGAUCGGGAUCGGCGUCGGCGUCGGUGUCGGCAGCCAAGGUCAGAAGUCGCUUCAACAACCUCACUACUCGCCUCACCUGCUCAACUGGGUCUACCUAGCGAUCACCGAUCAGAAUCGUGCUCAGCCUCCUCCGGACCAGGGCAAACUGCUGCCGCCGGCGAUCUGGAACGGUUUCCCGACGACGACGUCGCAGCCCUAUCUGCACCGGGCGGCCGUGGUCGGUGCCGGGCCCGGAGGAGCGGGUGCCGGAGCCAGGGCCCGAUCGAGCCCUUGCGGUCCCCUAGGAGGCAACCUGACGGACAGCAUCGGCGACCUCGCGGACCACUUUACGGAACUGGGUCUGCUCGACAGGAAACCGACCAAGAGGCCGCCGCCCAGCUAUCUGUGCCACUUGUGCUUCAAAAAGGGCCACUACAUCAAAGACUGUCCCGAGGCGCGGCCGAAGGGCGAGGGUCUCACGCCGUACCAGGGCAACAACAGAUGCUUCGGCGAGUACAAGUGUCCCAAGUGCAAACGCAAAUGGAUGUCGGGCAACAGCUGGGCAAAUAUGGGCCAAGAGUGCAUGAAGUGCCGUAUAAACGUCUAUCCGCACAAGCAGAGACCUCUGGAGAAACCGGACGGGCUGGACGUGUCGGACCAGAGCAAGUCCCAUCCGCAACACCUCUGCGAGAUGUGCAAGACCCUGGGCUACUAUUGCCGGAGACCGCAGUAAGCGAGCCUGGUUGGAGCUCGCCUGCAGCGAUCGCGUUGCUCUGUGAUAAAUAAGAAGAUGCGCUCGUAAAAAAUCUAUUUUUCUACGAGACCGCGAGGCUGCCACCCCCGUCCGCCAGCUUUCCGGAGACUAUCGACGCGCUCUCGCGUCCACACAGUUUUUACUCGUCGAACCGGGAAUACGGGAAAAUCCGGGAGACCGGAAUACGAUGUAGUCAGGGACACGAUGUCGAUUACACCGUUCACGUGUUAUUAUUAAUACACCGCGCCCGCGCAAAUAUACGCGAACCAAAGGUCUGUGUCA